AUGUCUUCACCCCCAGGAUCACCCUUUUCUAUGGGCUCACCCAUCAGUCAAGCCUCAAAUGUCCUGACGCCCAGUCGGAAAGUGCAGGCUCUGCUUGCCCAGUUCGAGGAUUCUGACUCUGACUCGCCUCCUAUCGAACACGACACCUCACCGCGCAAACUAAGCCAAGGACACAAUGGCCACUCAUCAUUCGACGGCACUCCUAGCGUGCAAGAGGAGGGUACUCGAGAGGAGCACCAGGACGAGGACGAGGAUGAGGACGACUUGCCAGUAGCUCCACGGUCAAGGAUGGCUGCUCGCUUGCUAGGGCCUAAUCAAGUGCAAUUGUCAGGCGAGAUGGGGGAUGCUACCACGGCUGCAACACAACUGCGUUCAAGCACUCUAGAGUCCGAGAAGGGAGACGUUGCACGACCAGAAAUGAAGAGGAGACUCCUUACGAAGCGCAAGAGCAGUCCAAUACGACGACACGCCUCGAGAUCACCGACCGCUGCAUCCCCUGCAUCUCUCCCAUCCCCUCCUAUUCGCCAACAACCCUCGCAAGCAGAUUCUGACCCGGAAGAUGGAGAUGAUCAAUCCAACGUUGGCAAGUCGAAAUUUUUGGCUCUGGUCGAGAAGCAUCGUAAGCAACGUCUCGAGAAGGAAGCAGAAGAGGUGGCCAAGCGGAAGAUGCGUGAAGAAAAGCUCAGAUCUCUCGAGAGGAACAAUCGGCAUUUGCGAGGCUCCAGCCCAGCAGAUGAUACCGAAGAAGAGACCGACAAUUCUGGCAAUGAAGGAGCCAAAAAACUCUCAACGCAGACCCGGCCGAUGCGCAAAGCAAGCAAGAAAGCGUUGGAGGAGAUGAAUCGAGAAACCCAGCGAAUGAGCCGGAACAUGCAGUUGGCGCACCAAGCGCGAACGAAGAAGAAGAUUACGAAGGACAGUCUACUGGCAAGAUUCAACUUUCUCGUCGCUGGCUCCUCUUCGAGGAAUGUGACUGAUCAAGAGACUGAUCGUCCUGCGACUGGUAGUUCUAGAGCCGGAUCAGUCAACGAAGGCUCAAGUACCCACGAUACUCCACCAACUAGCCCUAUGAACGAGGAACAUAGAGACAUGUUCAAAGAGAAGCUUAGUGCCGUUGAUGCAUCAGAAACACCCGCUCCCACAAUUCCCCUGGAUGCCGCGAAUUCUCAGCCCGCUAUCGCGAACCUUGACAAAGGCAAGAGAAGAGCUCGGUCAGAGGAGCCCGUGCCAGAAGUUUUACUUGUCCGACCAGGAAUGGAACACCUCACCCAAAAACCAAUGCGAGAAUUCAGCCAAAUUCUUAAGCCAACGAUCAAACCGUAUGAGCAGAAAAAGCCUUUAUUAUCUGUGUCCAAGGCCGACAACGAUGGGUCGGACUCUGACCUUGAGGUAAUUACUUCCAAGGGCGACGUUAGAAAGUAUGCUGCAUUCGAACAUCUUCCCAAACGGAAAGCGAAGGAGGCUCCUUCUCAUCUUGCUCUUCGAUCACUAGCUCAUUUGAUUGGUGGAGAUGAGCGGAAGCGCGCAAUGAAUGCAGCAGAACUGGAGGUCUCCUUGCGUAGAGCCGCUCGUCUCCAAGCUCGACAGGAACGGCAACAGAAGAUUGAAGAGCUCAAAGCGAGAGGCGUGAUCAUCCAAACCUCUGAAGAACGCGAACGUGAGCAACAAGAUGUCGAAGAUUUGAUUGAAAAGGCUAGGCAAGAAGCGGUUGAAAUUCAGAAGCGAGAAAAGGCUCUUGCGAAGAAGGAAGGAAACUACGUCAAGGGAGCUUUUGACGACGAUGAUAGUGAUGACGAUGAGGACUUUGAAGUCGACGACGGAGGAGACGCUAGUGAAGAGUCCGAUGAAGAAGAGAAUGACGGUGAGGAAGAUGAUGCGCACGACAUCGGUAACGAGAAUCUGCUGGAUGACGAAGCCAGCGAAGAAGAUUCAGAUGAUCAACAGCAAGCUAGCGAUGGUGAUCCUGUUGCGGAAGAUGUAGUUGAACCCGAGGAAGUUGGAGUCUCUGUUGCUAGAACGAAACGACGCGCUCGUGUACUGAGUGACGAUGAGGAGGAAGAUGACGACGACAAAGGCAACUCGCUUGAACUCCCGCCUGCAGCCAAAACGCCUCAAUCUGUCUUGCGCUCGGCAAGAAAACAGAUCCCCGGCCUGCAGAUGUCGGAUGACCUGCCGAUGGGUUUAACACAGGCGUUCGCUGCGACGAUGGCGGACUCUCAAAGCCAGGGCCUGGAGGAAGAACAGGACAGCCUGCGCAUGACUAUGGACCUCCCCUCCCCCAAUAUUGCAAUGGCUCCACGAGUGCAGCGCCUUGACUCGAUCGAUGUCAUUACAGACAGUCAACCGGCAACCCAGACCCAGCCUCUCAACGUGAACCUUUCCUUUUCGGAAUCUCAGAACCUACCUCAGUCUCCAAUAAGUGCAGUCGAGAUACACGGUCGGCAAUUUACCCCUUCUCAACCACAAUUUGAGCCGACCCAAGAUGAAGGAUACAUAUUGAGUCCAUUUGCUGGUAAUCGAUUUGCCCAGGAGACCCCCCAUGAUCUUGGACCAACUUCGACGGUUGAUACUGUGAUAGUACCUCACGACGUCCAAGACAGUCCCAUUGUGCAAAGAACGGUGCGUCUAAGACGAGGUCGUGCACAGGCCGACGACAGUGAUGAUGACAAUGUUAGCGCAAACGUCUCUGCUUUUGAGGUUAUGCAUCGUGCCGCCAAGAAGAAGGAAUCCGAGAUCUUCGAUAAAACAAAGUCAAAAGCACGAGAAAUUAUAGACGAAGCUGCGGAAGAAUCAGAAGACGAGUAUGCUGGCUUAGGCGGGGCGAGCGACGACGACGUCAACGAGGAAGAGAAUGAGGAUGACCGUGCCAUGAUCGACGAGGACACUCAGGUCGGGGUCGGUGACGAAGCGAAACUGGCCAAGCUCUUUGCGGACCGAGAGCGGGAGCAAGACGAAGCUGCCGUGUCUAAGUUGAUGAAGGAUAUUACGACUGGCGCGCUGCGACGAAAACGUGGCAACGACGACCUAGAUCUCUCGGAUGAGGAAGAUGCUGCAAACCGACGACGCGAGGCCAAGAGACGAGAAUUCGCCAGGAUGCGCCGAGAGCUUCUGAAAGAUGAGGCGGUGGGCAAGAUUGCCGAAGACAAAAAGAAGGAAGCUUUCCUGCGAAGCAUCGAAGAUCGGGACGUGAGCGACGGAGAAGACGACUUCGACCUGCCAGAAACCCAACCUGAAGACGAUUCACAGGAGCAAGCACCAGAAUCUGGAAACGAAGGAACGAACCAAACAGGACCACAAACUGCAGACCGUUUCCCUCAACCACUUGAGCAGGCCAGAGAGUCUCGAAUCAACCAGGCAAAGCGUGUUAUUGGCAGUCGUGCACCUGUUCAUCUCACUCGAAAACCGGCUACGUUGGCUGAGAUCCGCGAGUCCGUAUCGUUUCUGAUUGAAGAGCCCGAUUCGCAAGCAGCCACGAUCGAUCUUGGUCUGUCGGAUUCUGAAGACGAGCCAGAAGCAUACGUCAAUUUAGAUCGCCACUUUCAGGAAGCCGAAGCCGAUGAGAAUGCCGAUGAUGGCGAUGACCUAGGUGAUUUUAUCGUCGACGACGACGAUAGCCAGGCCAAACAAGAAGACAACAACGCGGCUGGCUCCUUCAAGAAGCCAAGCGUUCCCUAUAGCAAGACUAGGGCUCCGUACUCGGAACGGCGUACAAGGGAGAGACCCAACGUAGUCAACCGGCUGAGCAUGCUUCGUCAGGCAUCUUCGUCGAGUUCGUCAAGCUCGUCAACGCCCCAGAACAAGAUGGCGUUUUACACGUCCACUUCGUCGACAAGUCUGUCUUUUGCUGGCAAAGUCCCGAGUCUUCUUCGCCGAGCCACGACAAAUUCCAGUCUCGGCAGUAUAGCUGAGGGCGUGUCGGCAACUGGGGUUACUGUUGUGAACAAGAGCAAGCCUGAACGUGGCAAGGCGAAUGAGGAAAAGGAGUUUGUGAGGAAGGCUGGUGGCGGGCGAAGAAAUGCAGUCAACUACAGGCCGACAAUGAAGGAGGAGAAGAUGAGCCAGAGAGCAGGGAUCGUCAAGAAGAGUGCCGUGAAGAGUAAUAAGGGCGGUGAUGGCUUUCUGGGCGGGUUGUUUCGACAGGAUAGUUGGGCGUGA
This is a messenger RNA of Exophiala spinifera, 4155 nucleotides long. RefSeq lists its product as uncharacterized. Gene Ontology annotation, biological process: mitotic DNA replication checkpoint signaling; activation of protein kinase activity; mitotic G2 DNA damage checkpoint signaling. Gene Ontology annotation, molecular function: anaphase-promoting complex binding. NCBI's taxonomy places the organism in Eukaryota, Fungi, Ascomycota, Eurotiomycetes, Chaetothyriales, Herpotrichiellaceae. The coding region runs from base 1 to 4155 and encodes 1384 amino acids. The transcript has a single exon. The record is from RefSeq and is a predicted model, not a curated record.